AAAUACUGGAAAGUCUAGAGGAGUGGUAGUAUACCCAGCUGCAGUUUGGAAAACACUCAACACUAAUUCACAUGAGCUGGCAGAACAAGGUACAGUAGGUUUUGGCUGAGUUGCGGUUGAUAUUUUUGUUCCAGCUAUUUUGGCUAAACCUUGACAGGUUCUUGCUGUACACAUCACCAUGUCCUCCAAACGGCACACACCCUGGAGUGAGGCAGAUAACGAACCUAUAUGGUCACAAGUUUUGCAGCUAACUCAUGAUUACAAGGCAGUGAACCUGGGCCAAGGAUUUCCAGACUUUCCCCUUCCCAGCUUUGUUCAGGAGGCGCUAUUCAAUGCUGCCAAUGGAGGCUUACAUAUGCACCAGUACACACGUGGUCUUGGCCAUCUACCUCUUGUCAAAAUCCUUGCCAAGUUCUUUGGGAGGAUUUUGGGCCGGGACAUUGAUCCUCUGGAGGAAAUCCUGGUUACCAUGGGAGCCUAUCAGGCUGUUUUUUGUGCAGUUCAAGCUCUGGUUUAUGAGGGCGAUGAAGUGAUUAUUUUGGACCCUUGUUAUCAUUGCUAUGAGCCCAUGACAGUAAUGGCAGGAGGAAAACCCGUCCAUGUGCCACUCAGACCUCGAAAGGUCACCGGUCCAACUGUGUCUAGUGCUGAUUGGGUGUUUUGCUCUGAAGAGCUGACCAGUAAAUUUAACUCUCAAACAAAAGCUAUUAUCAUUAACAAUCCUAGUAAUCCAUUGGGCAAGGUCUUUCAGAGGGAAGAGUUGCAGAUGAUAGCUGACCUGUGUAUAAAACAUGAUGUUAUUUGUAUCAGUGAUGAGGUGUAUGAAUGGCUUACGUAUGAUGGGGUGCAACAUAUUAAAAUGGCGACUUUUCCGGGCAUGUGGGAGCGCACUGUUACCAUUGGGACUGCAGGCAAGUGCUUCGGCGUCACUGGAUGGAAGGUGGGCUGGGCAAUAGGGCCAAGACACAUCUUGGACCACAUGCAAAAAAUCCACCAGAACUCUAUACACCAUUGUCCUACUCCGACUCAGGAGGCUGUUGCUGUGUGUUUUCAGAGGGAAUAUGACACAUUUGGUACAGAAGAAAGCCACUUCAGACAGCAACUCGCUCUGCUCCAGGCUAAACGGCUCAUGCUAACUGAGUGCCUGAGGAGCUUUGGGCUGCAACCUUAUGUCCCUGACGGCGGCUUCUUCAUAGUCACAGACAUCUCUACCCUGAAAGUUGAUCUGAAUGACCCAAGUACUAAGGAUGACCCUUAUGACUGCAGAUUUGUUAAAUGGCUUAUCAAAGAGAAGGGUUUGAGCACUAUCCCUCUAACUGGAUUGUGCAGCCCAGAAUACAGGGAUAUUUUCCAGAACUACAUUAGAAUCACCUUUGUGAAGGACGACUCAACCCUGAGAGCAGUUGAAGAUAUUCUGAGAAAGUGGAAAGAUGAAAGAAUACAGAAUACAGAUUCUGUCUGAGAUUUUCAAAGUAUAUCUAUGCCAAACUGCAAUAUGAUUGUUAAGCAAGCAAGUAGAAGAAUCUUGCUUUAUUGUUAAAAAGAGAGAGAGAGAGAGAGAGAGAGUUGUUUGAAAUCAGGCUAAACUCCUGCUAAUAAACCAGAGCUGGUUAUAAGUGGUCUAGUUGCAUAUGUUUCAUACUGGUCAUCUUUUUGUUUUACCCCUCCGUACCACCUACUUUAGGACAUCCCUGAAAGGAGGUCAGAGAUGACUGCCCUGCUCAAUACCCUGGUAGCAAGAACACAGACUUCCUGGCAUGGUACACCACUGCCUAUGUCUUACCCCCAAAAUGGCUA
Molecule: messenger RNA, 1797 nt
Organism: Hemibagrus wyckioides
Lineage: Eukaryota; Metazoa; Chordata; Actinopteri; Siluriformes; Bagridae
Product: kynurenine--oxoglutarate transaminase 1-like
Exons: 14
Coding region: 179-1462 (427 amino acids)
Biological process (GO): biosynthetic process
Cellular component (GO): mitochondrion; cytoplasm
Molecular function (GO): L-kynurenine:2-oxoglutarate transaminase activity; pyridoxal phosphate binding
Source: RefSeq, a predicted model, not a curated record